This is a messenger RNA of Penicillium brasilianum, 3053 nucleotides long. The record is from the annotation of a GenBank genome assembly. NCBI's taxonomy places the organism in Eukaryota, Fungi, Ascomycota, Eurotiomycetes, Eurotiales, Aspergillaceae.
CUUGCAUAGCUGCUCUGUACUUCGUACACAUCACAAAGACCACGAAAUCAUGUGGCGGAGUUCCUCAGCCUCCGCUGAUCCUUCUUCCUUUCGUCUCCCCGCCUUCAAUUUCUCGUCAGCCUCGUCCUUUUUGACAUCAUUUCUAUUCUUUUUCAUUCCUUCCUUAUUCUCCGAUCCCCUGUCUCACAUUCUCUGGCAUCGUUCUCCCCGGCUUCGCAGGAUGGUCCAUUCCUGAAAUCUUUUCCCCUUCUCCCAGUCCAAUCGGUCCCGCGCCGGCAUUCCGCCCUGAACGCCCACCAUGAACAUCAGCCUUCGAUCCAGUCAGUCCUCCUACGGAGACCCUCGCUAUCUAUCUACCGCCACCGUCUCCGAUGUCCACGGUCCGCCUGCCAAGUCCUUGGUCGAUGGCUAUCGCGAUGCCGUUCACCCCGACCAGGACCGUCCGCGGUACAACCCGCUCAACCCGGCUCACCCACGCAGCUCGGCGCUCCUCAAUCCCAGGGAUCCAGUCAUGAUGUACCUUCUGACCGAAACCGCCAUGGGCGAUAGCACCGACUACGAGGUUCUCUCCUUCGACGAGGUGGAGCAACUCAAGAAAGAGCGCUCUCUCCUAUCAACCCGUAUCGAGAGCACCAAGCGGAAACUCGCCAUGGAAACCAAGAUUCGCGAUGCGGCCCAAUCUCUCGGUCGACUCUACAGCCCCCCAAGCCCCCGAAGCAGCGGCGAGUACGGCGCCAACGGUACCGACAAGUCGCAUCGGCGCAGCCGGAGUAUAUUUGGGCGGAGUGGUGCCGCAGAAGCUCUGGACAAGAGCGACUCGGAACUGGCAAUGAGCCAGCGGAGAUGCGAAGAGCUGGCGCAAGAGCUGUGGAAGUUGGAACAAAAGUCCAGUCAGAUCUCACAGCGCUUGCUCGAACAUACCGCGGGAAUCUUGCAGAUGACCCACAAGGGCUUGAAGAAGACUCCGAAAAAUCUGGACGGUUCGGAUGGUCGUGACGAUGGGUACGACUUUGACGAUCGCAGCCUGUACCGGACGAAGGAGCAUCUGGACACUUUUGGAGUGAAUGGGAGGAUAGAGAAUGUCUCUACUGGUGCGACGGUCGAUUCUGAAUCUCAGAAAAGGUUGGAGGAGCUCAGCGAGCGCCUCUGCAAUAUGAUGAUGCAGGCCAACCCGAAUGAAUUCGUCGAACCACCACCUCACCCGGGUUCAUCUAAUAUGGAGGCACACAUCGCAUACCUGGAGCAUGGGCUGCAAUCGCUCCACUCCGUUGGCUCCGCUAGAGCCUUGCCGGUCGAUACCGAUGUUGCCCCCGAGACUGAAGGCGCAUGGAAGCUGCAACUCACGCACAUCAACAAUCGAGUUCAAAGCAUCGUUGAUCGAUUCGGCUUGACCCGAUCACCGACUCUACCUCCGCCUCCUGCUGCGUCGGACGGUGAAGGUCUACAGGAGCAGCUGUCAUAUCUCCAGGCCGGUGUGGACGGUCUCGCCAGCCGAGUAGAUGGAUUGUUGGAGCAGAAGAGCAUCCUUACCACCCAAAUCCAGCAACAACGUGAGCUCAACAGCAAGUCCGAUGCGGAGCGAGAUGCUCAUAUUGCCGACUUGACCGAACAGCUAGCUCAGGUGCGACGGGACUACGAGGCUUCUGAGGAUCAGAGCCAGGGCCAUCGUGAUGAGCUGGUUGUGAUCAAGCAACAGCUCGAGGCUCUGCGUAACAACGGCUCCCCUGCUGACGAGGUCAAGGCUUCCCUGGCACAGGCUGAGGGUGAGAUCGCGCGCUUGCAGAGUAUCGUGGACUCGCUGCAUGCUGAGGCUGAUAUGCGUGCCGAGGAGGUCAGGGAGGCGCACGACCGCGCGGAAGAAGUCAGGGAAGCCAACGAGCGCGCCGGGCAAGAAAUGACCCAGCUCGAGACCGAGAUCCAGCAGAUCCGCAGUGAAUCUGACGCUCGCUUGAGAGAGGUGCUUGAUCAACGCGAUCAAGCCGAGGCUCAACUGAAGGAGAUGCUUGAUCAGCGCGAGCAUGCUGAUGCUCAACUGAAGGAGAUUCUUGACAAGCGCGACCACGCUGAUGCUCAGAUGAAGGAGAUGCUUGAUCAGCGCGAGCAUGCUGAUGCUCAACUGAAGGAGGUUGUCGAGCAACGUGACCAGGCCGACGCUCGUAUGAAGGAGGCGCUCAGCGAGCGCGAUCAGGCCGAAGAGAAGGCUUCUCGCCUGCAACAGGAGAUGACGGAGCUCGAAGGCGAGGUCGUGCGCAUCACCACUGAACUCACCAUGGUCAAGGCCGAACUUGACGGCGCCUACGGUACCCGUGCCCAGCGUGCCGCCGAGGUGGCUGCCAACCCCGAGAUCCAGAAAGAAAUUGAUAGCCUCCACACGCGCAACAUCGAGCUGACCGAGGAGCUUGCCAUGCUCAAGGGCCAACAAGGCGGUGGCGACCUUCAGCAACGGGCUGAUACCCUUGAGAAGGAGCUCCGGGAGACUCUUGAUGAUUACGAGGCCAUGACCAAGGCGAGCAUCGAGUUUGAGAAGGAACGUGAACAAUUCGAGAGCCUUAUUGAUUCGAUGCGGGAUCGCUGCGAGCAGCUGGAGCAGCAGCUCAGUGAGGAGCGUAUCAACUGGAUGAAUUUGAAUAGUCCUGGCUCCGUGGGCCGCGAUCCAUCGUCCGAGACCACAUCGACGAUGGUACUGAAGAACGAGUUCAAGAAGAUGAUGCGUGAUACGCGCAACGAAAACAUGAAGAUCCUUAAGAGGGAACAAGAAGAGCGGCGCAGAAUCGAGGGUCUCCUCCGAGCCCUCAGAAAAGAGCACGCUCAAGUAACUGGCAAACCCAUGGCCAGCCCCGUUGGCACCCCAUUAUGAUGAUGACACUGGUUUCUGUUUUCGGACAUAUUUGCAUUUCGAUCAGGACUUGUAUAUAUAGACACACUUUACUUUCUUUCAUUGUAUAAUUAUUGCAUGAGCGCUUCCCACGGCAAGCGCGACGAUGUUAUUACCCCAUUUUACUUCUCAGCCAAGUUCAAUCUUCACGAAUGAUACUUUCGAUCCCAACACUUAG